AUGAUUUUGUCAACUUUACGCAGUAAAUAUCCUAUAAAAAACCCGUUUAAUAUUUCCAAUAAAAUCAGAAAUAUAAGGACCCAGUACCGUUAUAUUAGCAAGGAAAUAAGACACGGAACAGAAUGCAGGCAAGGCCUAUUAUCAGGGUGUAACCAACUAGUAGAUGCAGUAAGCGUAACCCUAGGACCAAAGGGACGCAACGUGAUAAUAUCAUCUUCAUUUGGGCCUCCAAAAAUAACAAAGGAUGGAGUGACAGUCGCAAAGUCAAUAGAGCUCCCAGGGAAACUGGAAAACAUGGGAGCACAAUUGAUCAAACAAGUGUCAUCGAAUACAAAUGAUAAGGCAGGAGACGGAACAACAACAGCAGCAGUGCUGGCGAGAGCAAUAUUUAAGAGAGGGUGUAAGUUGGUCGAUUCAGGACUUAAUCCAAUGGAUUUGUUGAGAGGGAUCAAUGUGGCAAUUGAGAAGGUGACAGGGUUCCUGGACGGCCUGAAAAAGGAAGUGACGACGGACGAGGAAAUAUUGAACGUAGCAACGAUAUCAGCGAACGGAGACCAGGUGGUGGGAAAACUAAUCACGGACGCAAUGAAUAAGGUGGGAAAGGACGGAACGAUAACAGUGGCAGAGGGGAAGACGCUAAACCACGAGCUGGAAGUAGUGGAGGGGAUUAAGUGGGACCGAGGCUACAUAUCGCCGCACUUCGUAACGAACGUGAAGGACAUGAAGGUGGAGUUUGAUAGGCCCUACGUGCUUCUGUGCAACGAAAAGGUGUCAAACGUUAAGACAGUGCUGCCAAUACUGGAGCACGUGCUGCAGCAGCAGGCGCCGCUGUUGAUAGUGUCGGAGGACGUGGACGGAGACGCACUGGCAAUGCUGAUAGUGAAUAAGCUGCGUCUGGGCAUAAAGGUUUGCGCAGUGAAGGCACCAGGAUUCGGAGAACACCGCAAAGCGACGCUGCUGGACAUAGCAGAAAUGACAGGAGCAACUGCACUGGGAGACAACGAAAAUUUUAAGCAGCAGGAGGACGACAUGGUCUCGUACCUGGGAAGAGCAAAGAGCGUGACGGUGACGAAGGACCACACUAUCAUCGUAGAGGGCAUGGGAGACAAGGCGCGAGUGGAGGAGCGCUGCGAAGGACUUAGGUCACUAAUUAAAGUGACGGAGUCAGAAUACGAGAGAGAUAAGCUGAAGGAGAGGCUAGCAAGACUAACAGGAGGAGUGGCAAUAAUAAAGGUUGGAGGAGCGAGUGAAGUGGAAGUGAAUGAAGUAAAAGAUAGAGUAGAAGACGCACUUUGCGCAACAAAAGCAGCAGUGGAGGGAGGCAUAGUGCCAGGAGGAGGAACAGCAUUGUUUUACGCAAGUAAAGUGCUGGAUGAGCUUAAAACGAAAAACUAUGAUCAGAAAAUGGGAGUAGAUAUAGUGCGUCAAGCAAUACAAGAACCAAUGAAACAAAUAGCAACAAACGCAGGCUACGAAGGAUCAGUGAUAGCUGACACACUAAUGAAAGAAAAUGAUCAUAGUAAAGGAUUCAACGCACAAACAGGAAAGUUCUGUAACAUGUUUAAAGAAGGAAUACUGGAUCCAACCAAAGUAGUUAAAACAGCACUGACAGACGCAGCAUCAGUAGCAUCACUAAUGACGACCUCAGAAGUAGCAAUAUUCGAAAAUAAAGCAGAAAAAAAUGAAGAACAACAAGGAAAUCAAAUGUAUUAA
Theileria orientalis strain Shintoku is the source of this 1713-nucleotide messenger RNA. RefSeq names its product chaperonin HSP60. Gene Ontology annotation, biological process: protein refolding. NCBI's taxonomy places the organism in Eukaryota, Apicomplexa, Aconoidasida, Piroplasmida, Theileriidae. The transcript is spliced from 7 exons. Gene Ontology annotation, molecular function: ATP binding; ATP-dependent protein folding chaperone. The record is from RefSeq and is a predicted model, not a curated record. Bases 1 to 1713 code for a protein of 570 amino acids.